Molecule: messenger RNA, 1398 nt
Organism: Paramacrobiotus metropolitanus
Lineage: Eukaryota; Metazoa; Tardigrada; Eutardigrada; Parachela; Macrobiotidae
Exons: 4
Coding region: 1-1350 (449 amino acids)
Source: RefSeq, a predicted model, not a curated record
AUGCCGCUUUAUUGCGACGAACCGUACCGGGUGUGUUCUGAUCUGGAUUACGAAAUCGACAGUAACCCAACGCCGAGUGAUGUGCUAGUCGUCAGUAUCACCGAGAACGGACCAUACAGCUACCAGUCACCACCGGGAUCGCAGUGCUUCUGUGGGUUAACGGUUACAUUACUGAAAGGUUUUGCUCUGGAUUUACGACUAAGGUUGUUGCUGAUUCCCGAUCGAAGUGCUUACUUCAACACUUCAGAGAACGGUUCCCCUAAUGACGUAAUCAACGGACGAGCGGAUGUGAGUGUGUGUGGCCUGUCAGUUACCGCUCCUCGAUGGACGGAAUAUGAUUUUGUGCCGUUCUAUCUAUUGCGAGUCUAUCAUGUUGCCGUCCAUCGACGGCACAUUAUCCAUAGCGAAGCGAUUUCUAUACUGGAUGGCUUAGCCAAUUGUUUUGAUCGGACAGCCUGGAUAGGAAUUGCAAUGCUGUCGGUGGUAAUAUACUUAACGGUUUUCGGUAUAAAUCUGCCAGUGAGCCGUGCGCCUAAUGUCCCACACAAUCGAUUUCGGUUGUUAUUGCAAAUAUGGAAGAGUGCUGCGGCAUCGCUGUGGGAUUUCCUUACUAUUGCACUUGGUGGAGAUUUCUAUCAACCGAAACCGGAAUUCACAACAUACAGCAUCUUCUUGCUAAGCUGGAUCCCAUGGAUGAUGGUCGUCUGCUCCAUAAUCACUACCUCACUGACCGCCACCCUCAGUGUCAGCAUCGCCACACCGCCAUUUUCGUCGUUUAACGGGUUUAUGGAAUCACCAUUCUAUUUAGCGACGCGGAUAAUAGAUGCUACCCCCGAUGGUAUUCCGUAUGAAGCACGAAAAACCAAAACCAUCGUAACGGGGAACGCAGUCACGGACGACAUCAUACUGGAUCGGGUGGCGGAGUCAGGCCAGCAGAUUGCCGUUGUUUGCUAUUAUGACGAAGCUGUCAGUUGUGUCAACAAGGGAUUUGUGCCGGUGUUUCCCGCAGAAAAUCAGCGCUGGAUCAGUGUUAUACAGAGCAAGAAAAACCGGUCUUUUAUGAAAGCCAUGCAGCGAAAAAUGCUGAUGUUAGCACAGACCGGCAUCACACGACACUUAAUGGGCAUCCACAAGGUCAUAACGUACGCCGACAAAUCCGCCGCUCUAACGACAUACCGUCACCUCAUUGUAAAGAAACGAGGUGCUGCCAACGUUCUCAGCUGGCAACGACUGGACCGUGUGUUCUACGUCACAAUGGCUCUUUACAGCGUGUCAUCGACGACAGGGCCUAAAAACUUGUGCUCACAUAGCACAAAAUGUGCUCGCAUAGAGGUGCAUGUGCUCACCUAGAUCGCAACUUGUGCUUAAAAAUUGUCAAUACUCCCCCCUUCUGUGUAA